UUUUGAGUUUUGAUGAAAUUUUGGCCAAUGACCCAGAGACUUUGAAGCUGUGGACCAUUUUAAAGACACCAGGAGUACUAGAAAUAUUGAUGUUUUCUGGAAACUCGCCAAAGUUUUCUCAGCUGCUGAUGACGGACAAUGUGACUGCAAUACUUAUAACUGUAUGUGAUCCAGCCACCAACUUGACUUCCUUCAUCACGGUGCCCAGCGGUGUACAGAUUGACCUCAGUCAGCUCCAGACUGAUUUCUGCCAAGUCAAGUUUGACAAGCUGGAAGAGGAGUUCAUGGAGGAAAUCAUGGCAGUUAUCAAUAAGUAUAUGGAUAACAGCACAGAGAUGGACUGGUCAACUCUCAAUUCCCAGUACAUGCGUUUGGCCAGCUGGGUAGAGUAUUGGUCAGUCAACACUCCAAUACUGGAUCUACCGUCACUGGCCAAUCUGCAGACAACACUAGAACAACAGUACAGCCAGGAGCUGAUGGAUUGGGCUUGGGCUAGCAUGUUUGGUCAGACAUUGGGUCCCAUCACAGAUCCUGAUUUGGAAAAAGCUAUCGCCACGGUGAACUUGAUUGUGAAGGUGGUGAACCACAGACUGGACCACCUCACCGAUACUGUUAGUUUGAAAACACUUCUCAAGAAUGAAACUGACUUAGAGGAAGUCUUACAAGCUUAUCUGAACAUAAUGCAGUACAGCACCAAUCUCCUGUCCCCAGAUAGCGACAUCAAUGUGGAACGGCUAUUACAGCUGAUAGAGAACGGAAGUGUAUUGAUGUCUAUGUGUCAGAGUUCCUCACUGGCCACUUAUCUCUCAAAGACUGGACAGGCCACAAACUUGACCAACAACAUACAGAUUGCCAUGUGUGUGAACCCUGAGGUUUUCAUGCAGAACAUCCAGUCGCAGGCCGAGGCUGAUUACAUAGAAGCAGAGUUAAUGAGGAUUUGGAACAGCUCGGAACCUCUGAAUAUGAACUGGAAUGAUCUGAAUAGUAACAUAGAAAACAUGACCAGACUACUGACGGCACUCUUACAACAAGAACCUAUGGUAGACACAGGUCUAUUGAGCCUCUUUGGAAACUUCAGUAUGAUGCUGCAGUCUAUUGAAUAUGUUCUACAAGACCCCAUGAAAUUGAUCGAGAUGUCAUCAAGUGUGAAUCCUCUAAUGUCCACAACAGUAGAUUCAGAGCUAGGCCCAUUCUUAGAUGUGUGGCGACACAUUUACUCAAAUAUGCAUCAAAUGAUUUCAUCUGUACAAGAUGGAAAACCAGUAAACAGCAGUUUGGUCCAAAACCUUUUUAAUGCUGUGUCGUCGCUGGAUUUGCAGAGUCUUACAGGGGAUUCUAACUACGAGCUAUUGUUGGAGGAGGUUGGACAGCAUACAGAUGUUCUGGCGUUUGUGUGUGAUGAGUCCGCCAUUAGUGGCCACUUACCUGGUGAGGCCACAGCUAUUAGGGGAGCAUUGUGUGGCUACCCAGCGAACAUGUGGCAGGACAGACUCCAUGUGGUGUUUGGAAUGAACAGUACCAUGCUGGCUCAAUUGGUUGAAGUGCUUAAGACGGUUUUCCCACAACACUUUAUGAAGACUCCUACCAUGACAUGGGGCGAGUUCUUUGAUCAGAUACAAAAUCUGACAGAAGCAACUGUAUCUUUGAAUGCUAAUCACACAGAGGUAUUGAUGCAGGCCAUUCUCGGGGCCCUGGGAGAAAUGACCCAAUCUGACCAGACAGUCAGCAGUUCCUUGGAAUGGCUAAAGACGUUCACCGAUGGUACCUCAGGUGGAGCCCAAGGAAUCCUCACCUUCCUCACAGAGAUCAACAAAUACCUCGAUAGACAGCUACAACUCCUAAAGGAUGAUGGCAGUAACGUACCUCUGUCUGUCCUCUUGCCCAACAGUACUCUACUGGCAGACCUACUGGAACAGUUAAAUCACGAAACAGCAGCUGGGCUUCUAGCAGCAUACAUUAACCCUAAUGAGUUUUUGGAGUUGGUACUUACUGACCGAUGGACAGAAGUAGUGUGUAAUGUGAGCCUGUUCCAGUCGACAUUUAUGUUCCCUAAUGGAACAAACACCCAGAGGAUCCAGCAGGACCUGUGUGCUGAUGCUCAGAGUCAGGAAUCUGUCAUCAAUGACAUUCUACAGAGGCUAAACAUGAUGGAGGUUUUGACUGCCUUUGAUGACUGGAUCAUGGGAAGAGCACCUGCUGUCUCCAUGAAUGAUACCUAUGUGUGGGGAGCUAUACAACAACACACACAGAUGCUUUUAAAUAACAUAGAGAAGAUAACUAAUCUCACCUUCUCUACCAAUGGUCUGGAACAAUGGUUGGUGCCCAUCAUGAAAGCCGUUGAAGCCAUGAGCACACCAAAUCCAGAAAGUCUUGGCCAGACAUGUGAGAUGAUGUUAUCCUAUAUUGACAACACCGACCUCUACACCUCCUCCAUACAACCUGUACUUCUAGGCAUCCUCAGCAACAUGGCCAUCUCCACUAAACAAAUGGCUAUACAGUCCAUUAUAGAGGAUUCCCUCUGUGACCUGGCCAACUGGAACGUAUCGGCCCUGACAAGGAGGAUACAAGAAACGAACCUUACCCAACUCAUCAUCAGUCUUGGCUCCCCAGUCAUGGACGUAUCGGGGACGUUCCAGUGCUCAGCGAUGGUGGCAGCAUCCAACGACAUAGCUAGGAUGUGGAAUGAAAGUGUGUCGCGUAUGGCCGCCAGUAAUACUUCAUUUGAAUGUCUAAUAGGCAGUCUCCAGGCCCCCUUUAAACUGUUCUCCGAUGCCUCACAAACGUUUGUGUUGGUGUCUGACCUGUUUGGUUUACUGACUGACCCAGCUAUCCUUUCUCUGGAUGAUACCGGGAACAUUCUGCCAUUGAUGCAAUAUAUGUACAAUGUGUUUAUACAGCAACAGAAUGUUUCUGUGACACUUGUUGAUAUUCUGACCAGUGAGGCAAGCUUUGAGGAGUACUUACAAAAUGUGCUACAGAUAUCACCACAAGUGAUGGCUCAGCUACUCAACUCCACCCUCAGUGCUGAUGGGCUGGCACUGCUGAAUCAGUCUGCAGCAGACAUAGCUAAGACUCUGUGUGACCCAGAUGAACUGUCACAGGUCUUGACCUUGCCCCAGUUUGCUAACAUCACUGUGGAGGAAUUAAGUAAUCUCCUGUGUGGGCCUGACGUUACGUCUACAGCGGAGGUGUUCAAGUCCCUGAUGGACAUCUCCACCAUCUCUUUACUGCUAUCAGAAGGCAUCUCCGACCUGAGCCAGUGGUCCGUUCUCUCAGCACACAUUACAGAUGUGCUCAACAAUAUCCAACAGCUGACAACCCUGCCCUCUAUUGACAUCGACCUAAAUAACCUCAACACUCUCCUGCCCUACCUGCAGAGAUUUAUUUACGACUAUGGACCAGAGGCAUUAGCUGACAGUUUGAAUGUCCUGAUUGAGGAUUUUAAGUCUCUAUCCAAUGAUACAAUGACUGUCCAGUUGAUGGCUGAUGUACAGCAUGUUGUAAAAGGAUUGACCUCUCUCAAGGUCAUCAGAAACUUUAUUCCACUCAACGUUGUCCUACAGGAUGUGCUAAAACACCCCAACAGCUUCAGAAGCUACAUGAUAGCUGACCUUGGACUGAGCCCAGAGGUCACUGAGGCUUUGUUGACAGGGGCCAUUGACUACACUGUGCUGUUACAGUAUAAAUACACAGAACUAGAAGAACAAGUCUGUGACCCCUCGCUCCUGUCAGGUAUACUCAAUCUGACUACAUCUAGUGUCAAGAUGUCUCAAAUCAGCACUGCUCUGUGUAACCUCAACGAUGCUCAAAUCGUCAAUCUAACUGAAAGUCUGCUGCAGAAUCUUGACAUUGGGGAUCUCGUUGAGCAGUACCUGAUAUCUGGCGUAGGUGGGCUACUUAAUGCGAUCAAUGUGACAUCAGCAGAGGUCGCCGAUUCACUAACGAAGCUUAGUGCCGCAGAAGAAGAUCUGACAGCAGCUGCAGCUAUUUACAAAAAUGGAUCAAAGGAUCUCAAUCUCAACAUUUUCUCUUCUCCAGAGGCCCUCACAGGGAGCUCUCUGCCAUCACUAUCUGGUGUUUUGUGUGGUGAUAGUUCUGGGAGUCUGUCCUUAAGUGACUCUAUUGGAAUCUCUGGCAAAGUAGGGUCCUCACAAGAUCUAUCUGACGAUCAGCAGAAGGAAAAGAAACAACUCUCAGUUGCCACAGGCCAAUCAGAUAGUGAGGGAUUCUGCCAAGAAAUGUAUGUGCAAAUUGCAACCUCAAAAUACGGGCCAGUUAUUUGGACGUACCUGAAACCAUUAAUGCGUGGUAAAAUCCUGUACAGUCCCAAUACCCCAACAACUCAGCAACUCGCUCAAAUGAUGUACAACUCAUCGUUUGGAGUGUUGGACGAUGUUCAGUACUAUGGUCGCCUUUGGGCAAAAGGUCUGACGGACUUAAACCAGCUCAAGUCUGAUCCAAAUCUGAUGACCAACAUUAAUAGUAUGGCAUCCAACAGCUUGGUUAAGGGUAUGCUGCAGUCGGUGACUGGCAUGUCUGCAGACGACUUGGUAUCAGGACUGGGCUUGCUGGACAACUUUGACCAGGAUGACUUGACCAGUAUGGAAUACUUAUCUCACUUACUGAUAAACUACACCUCCUGUCUGGAGAUGAACAGAUUCCAGGGCUAUGACACAGAGUCUGAUGUUAUGAGAGCAGCUUAUGAUUAUGGUGCCACCAAUAACUUACUCGCAGUGGUUGCGUUUGAUAAUCUAGAAGAUAACAGCAGGAAAAAGAGAGCAACAACAUACCAGCUGCCAAAACAUGUAUCAUACAAACUACGUAUGGAUAUUGAGAAUGUGAGGAACACUGUGAGGCUAAAGGAACGGAUGUGGAGGCCAUAUCCAGAAGACAACAUGGUGUUUGACAUGAGGUACACACGAGGGUUCAUACAGCUGCAGGACAUGGUGGACUCAGCCAUCAUACGCAUGCAGACUGGACAGUCUCCCAAUGACCCAGUUGUCCAUGUCAAACAGUUUCCAGCUCCAUGUCAUGUAAACGACACCUACAUGAACACGCUGAGUAUGUAUUUAUUGCCCAUUAUGAUGACUUUGGCGUGGGUCGCAGCUCUGGCUGUCUCAACCAAGAAUCUUGUUUACGACCGACAGUAUGGCCAAGAGGAGGCCCUGAAGGUGAUGGGACUGUACGGCUAUCUAAACUGGUGGAUGUGGUUCCUCAGUUCCAUCGUGAUUAUGUCGCUGACCGCUGUGAUCUGUAUUGUGGUACUGAAGGCGGGCAGCCUGUACAUCUACUCUAGCUUCGGCAUCCUCUUCCUGUACUUCUUGAUCUUCUGUUUCUCCAGCCUCAUGUUAUGUUAUAUGGUGAGUGCGUUGUUUACACAAGCCACACUGGCUGUGCUGACCGUCCUGAUGGUGUACUGUGCGUCCUAUAUCCCCUAUAUAGUGCUCAUCUCUAUGGAGGUACAGAUGAAAUUCUGGCAGAAGAUCCUGGCUUGUUUGUCUUCCACGACUUCCUUUGGGUUCGCGGCUCAGUACAUAGCUCGUUACGAGAUACAGUUGGUAGGCAUGCACUGGGACUUGAUCUAUACCAGUCCCAUGCCUGGAGAUGAUAUGUCCUUUGCCUGGUGCUGUCUCAUGAUGCUCAUUGAUGGUGUGGUCUACCUCAUCAUUGGCUGGUACCUGAGAACCAUCAGACCAGGAAAGCAUGGUGUAUCUCAGCCUUGGUAUUUCCCUGUGUCUCCAGGCUACUGGGGCUGUAGGUCAAGCUCACCCAGCUCCAAGUACAUAGCUCAACAUCAAGAAGGACUUGUACAGACGAUGCCCUCUAGCAUGACUGUGGGAAUGUCGGUUCAGGGCCUUUCUAAGAACUACGGUAAAACAAAGGCAGUGAAGGACUUGACAGCAGAUUUCUACGAGGGCCAAAUCACUGUUCUUUUGGGACAUAAUGGAGCAGCUAAGACUACUACCAUAAAAAUGAUGACUGGUGUAUUGGAGCCGACCCAUGGUGAAAUCUACAUGUAUGGACAGCCCAUCAAUAAAUGUGAUAAGAAAAUUGGAAUAUGUUCCCAGCAUAACACCUUAUUCCACUAUAUGACAGUAGAGGAACACAUGAAGUUUUACGGCAGUGUGAAGUCCAGUAUGUCAUCAAAGGACCUGAAGUAUGAGAGAGAACAGUUGCUCCGACAGGUUGACAUGUGGCAUGUACGCAAUGUUCGCGUAUCAGAGCUGUCUGGUGGCAUGCAGCGUCGACUUUGUGUGGCAUUGGCCUUUGUGGGAGGCUCUGAGGUUGUGAUUUUGGAUGAACCGACCAGUGGCGUGGAUCCUAAUGGCCGACACUCUAUCUGGAAUCUCAUCUUACACAGGAAGAGUGGUUGUACUAUACUGUUGUCCACUCACCACCUGGAUGAGGCAGACAUGAUCGGAGACAGAAUAGCUGUCAUGGACAACGGACGGCUCAUGUGUGUUGGCUCACCGCUCUUCCUCAAACAACAACUUGGAAGUGGAUAUCACCUGAAACUCACUAAACUUGACGAGUGUAACUGGGUCCAUGUGCUAGACUGCGUGAGAACCUACAUUCCUGAGGCAGCUGUUGUUGAGGACAUUGGAUCAGAAAUGACCAUCAAGCUGCCGAUGACCGCCGGCAACAUGGAAAGACUUUAUAGUUGUCUACAUAACCUUGACCAGCACAAGGACAGCCUCCAUGUCGGUAGCUACGGCAUCUUCGACACCACACUGGAAGAGGUAUUUUUGAAAAUCUGUGCUGUGGCGGAGAAAAACAUCCCUUUAACAGGCGAAGUUGUGCAGAAAGCUAGUGAGAUAGAGCUCAGUAACAGUCAGUUAGGAAUCUCUACGGACAGGGACUGGCAGACAGCCCCAGAGAAACGGUCCAAGUCUGCUGUCAAAAAGUCCCGCAUCAGAGUGUCGACAGGCAGUCAGAAGGUCCAGCAGAUCGGGGCCCUGUUUACCAAGCGUUUCCAUCACUACCGUCGUAACUGGAGGAUGUUCCUGUCAGUCAUACUGUUUCCUGUGUUGUUUGUGGCAGCAGCCCUCGGCAUGUCGCUCAUUAAACCCAAUGAGAUAGAAUCACCUUCCCUGCUACUGACACCUGCCCUGUAUGGUCCUAACAGCUACUCCUUCUACAGUGAUUCUGCCCAGACUGUACAGAGUCGGAGGAUAUCUGGUCACCUAUGGUCACAGCCUGGUAUGAGUACUACUUGUAUGGCAGGCAUGAACUUUGGAUCACAGUUUGUUUGCGAGAAAGGAGAGACCAUGUUCAGUGGCAGUUUGAGCAGCCAGACAGCGUACGACGCAGCACAGUGCACCUGUUCUGACUACAGUUACACCUGUAACAGCCACGCCCACUCCAUCAGCGUACCACAGGUAGUCACCAACACUACCGACAUUAUCCAGAAUAUAGGUGCUCAUGAUGUCACUGAUUACCUCCUCAAAACCUACGAGACUUACAAGGAGAACAGAUUUGGUGGGUUUUCAUUUGAUGCUGCCUCUGAUGGUACAACUAACAUGAAAGCCACGGUCUGGUUCAACAAUAAGGGCCACCAUGCACUACCAGGAUAUAUAAAUGCAUUGAGUAACUCCAUCCUGAGGUCCAAGAUCACACAAGGUGACCCUGCCGAGUAUGGCAUCACAACUUACAAUCAUCCUAUCCUACUUAGCAAGCAGCAACUCGACCAAGACAGCCUUCUCCAGAAUGCAGCUGACAUCGGGGUUGCCAUGGUGUUCCUGCUGGCAUUCACGGCCAUUCCUGUUGGGUUUGUGACUUACGUGGUCAAUGAAUACACUAACAAGGAAAAGCAGCUCCAGAAUGUCAGCGGUGUCGGCAACUUCCUGUACUGGAUUACCUCCCUUCUCUGGGAUCUGGUGGUUUUCUCUUUCACUGUUGGACUUGUGAUAAUUGUGAUGGCCAUCUUCAGACAGAAUUCCUACUGGGCUAGAGAGAAUCUGGCUGGGGUAGUUGUCCUGUUAGUUAUGUAUGGAUGGGCUACCAUACCCUGGAUGUACUGCACCGUGAAGCUUUACAAGGACUCCACGUCAGCUUACAUGGUCCUCUUUUGUCUCAACGUCUUCAUCGGCAUUUUACUUGUCUCGUUUGUCUUCAUCCUCAACUUCUUCUCUUCACAGGAGGGUAUAAAGAAUGUGUACGAUGUUGUGCGACACGUGUUCCUGAUCUUCCCACCGUACACCCUGUGUGAUGGGCUGAUACAACUCACUACUAACCAAAUUCAGACGGAAAUCCUGGCCCGUUUCGGACAGGACACCUAUGUCAGCCCGUUCUCCUAUGACCUGUUGGCAUAUAAUUAUAUAGCACUAGCUGGCACAGGAUUUUUCUUCUUUGUCAUUUUGUUCUUCACAGAAAUAAGAUGUCCAUCUCGUGCAAGAGUAAAGAAUAGUAUAGAUGAUGAAGUUGAGGAAAGUAAUGAGGUGAGGAUUGAGAAACAGCGUGUCCUGUCCCAUCAGGCUCGGGAUGACACCCUCGUGGUCAGCAGCUUGUCUAAGGCCUAUAAGAGAGGAAGGAAGAGUUUCUUGGCAGUCAACCAUCUGUCAUUUGGUGUACCAAAGGGAGAGUGUUUCGGACUGCUUGGGGCCAACGGUGCAGGAAAGACAACAACCUUCAGGAUGCUGACAGGGGACAUUCUCCCAAGUGAGGGCUCCGCCACUAUCAAUCACAAGAGAGUUACUCGAGCUAACCAAGCCAUUGGACAAGAGGCAGGCUACUGUCCCCAGGAGGAGGCUCUGGACGGGUACCUGACGGGACGGGAGCUUCUCCACUGCCAUGCUAAGCUGAGAGGCAUGCCUGCCGAGUGCAGGGAUUCUGUUGUGGAGGACCUAGUGACCAGGCUGGGGCUGGACUUUGUUGACCGCACCGUCCACACCUACAGUGGAGGUAUGAAGCGGAAGCUGUCCAUUGCCAUAGCACUACUCGGUGAACCUGAUGUUGUUUUCCUGGACGAGCCUACCACAGGUAUGGAUCCUGUAGCCAAGCGACUAGUGUGGAAUUGUCUGAUGACAUGUGUGAAGAAUGAGCAGGCCGUCAUCCUCACAUCACAUAGUAUGGAGGAGUGUGAUGCCCUGUGUACCCGGCUUGCCAUCAUGGUCAACGGAGAGUUCCGAUGUCUGGGUUCUCCGCAGAACCUCAAGAACAAAUACGGAGAUGGAUACACAGUUAAGCUGUUCACUAAUGGACUGUCCACUAAUAGAUUGGCCCUGUCAGCGUUUACUCAAUCCUCAUUUCCAGGCUCCAUCAUCAGAGACCAGCACCAUGGCAUCCUCCAGCUUGACAUUCCACGUACUAACCUGUCAGUGGCCAAUAUCCUGGAGCGACUAGAAGCAGCAAAGGAUACGUACAGCAUAACUCACUACUCUGUAUCACAGACGACCCUCGACAAUGUGUUCAUGGGCUUCGCGAGAGAGCAGAAUGACGGUCUGUCCCCCGAGUUUACUGACUGUUAUUCUGGAAGUAGUGAUAGCGACAGUGUUGUCACCACAGAGCCCUUCGUCAGUCCAGGCUUUAACAAUUUCGCCUACUCCAACUCUGGAUUUGACGGCAGUAAGUCUGAUGUCCUGCAACUUCCACGUGAACCUGCUGGAAAGUUCUUACCACAAGUUACCAUCUACCCAGAUUUGUCAACUAAACUGUAGUUCUUAUCUUACAGCAGUCCAAUGGCAAUACAAUACAAAUAGGUUGCAAGAACUGUUUUUAUUUUGUUGAUUGAACUUUAUGUACAAAAGCAAUGUGAUGCUGCUAAAAUACCACAAUUUAGUAUCCUUGUAUGAAAGUAAAACCAUUUAUAUUAGUGCAGUAAGUGAAUGCAGUGCUUAUUCAAAUAAUGUAGAUUUUCCUGUAAGAGAUAUAUACAAGACAACAUUGCUGGCUGUAUGUCAGACUUAAUAUUCUUGUGUCUUUCUGAGACGAUGGCUACCUACAUGUGGGAUAUUAAUUCUUUGUUUUCGUACCUAUGUCUACCCGGCACAACAUCAGCAUUGGUCAGACCAUGGCUGUUUGUCAGUCUGUAUCAACACUUCGGUACAUGAAAUACCUUUAUAUUUAUACUUACCUGUAUUGUAUUUUGGUGAUGGUAGGGAAAGCCAUCAACUAAACAUUCCUUUACUUUCUUACCUGGUAGUGGAAGUAUGCUUCCUUUUAUAUACACUUUAUUUCAAGAUUUUAAAUAUAUAUUUUUUUAAAUAGAUUAAGUUUUUAUUUACAUAUCAUUAAAAUGUACAAUAUGUGUGAUGUGUUUGUGAGGUGCUAGGAAUGUGUGUGUCUUGCUGACCUAACAAUGCUUUACACUUCCAGCUUUGAAUGCAUAUUUAAAUCAAACAAAUGAUAGUUUUGCCCAUGAGAGGCUUCAGGUUUUGCUAGCCGUGUUUAAAUUAGGAAAACUUCAGUACAAAUGUCUGUGAUAUCAUGUGUUCAGUUCACUGACAUAUGGAAUGCUCCAUUUGAGAUUCUAGCUGAGUGAUGCUCUAGAGAUUUUAUGCAAGUGUUUUUUUAAAGGGUAAAACAAUAGCUUUAAUUGAUGCUUAUGUUGUAUAGCUACCUACAUCUAAUACAGAUGACCUUAGGGUAUUUUACCAGAGAUAAUUAACACUCAACAUGAUUCAGAAUCUAAUGGAUAUUUUACCAGAGUUAAUUAACACUCAACAUGAUUCAGAAUCUAAUGGAUAAUUAACACUCAACAUGUUUCAGAGUCUAAUGGAUAUUUUACCAGAGAUAAUUAACACUCAACAUGAUUCAGAAUCUAAUGGAUAUUUUACCAGAGUUAAUUAACACUCAACAUGUUUCAGAAUCUAAUGGAUAUUUUAACUCUAACUCUCAACAUGUUUCAGAAUCUAAUGGAUAUUUUACCAGAGUUAAUUAGCACUCAACAUGAUUCAGAAUCUAAUGGAUAUUUUACCAGAGAUAAAUAACACUCAACAUGUUUCGGAAUCUAAUGGAUAUUUUACGCAGCCUCAACUCUAUUUUCGGUAAGCCAGGCUGAAUAAUUCAGCACUUGUUUUUCCUGUUUGGUGCUUUUUUGACUCGCUGAUUGUUUUAGGUGUUUCUUGCUCUAAUUUUUAUUUUAUUUUUCUAAAAAAAUAUGUUACCCUAAAACAUGAUCCCCCCAUGGCUGGUUUUAAUACUAAUUCAGGCACAUUUUACUGGAGAAAACCAUCAUAUAUACCAAUACAGUAAAUGCAACAAUUACGCCUGUCAGACCCUGUAAUCAGACAACAGAAACAGCAGAAGUGAGCACAAACUUAGCGGAGAAGAAAAGGGGUGACUCAAUCCUGGAUCAUCCUGUUAUCUGUGUGCUUAUCAUUAUUUUUUUGUUUUCAGUUUGUUAUUUGUGCAUUGUUUUUUUUUAAUCUUUUUUUUUUAUACAAGAUGUAUUACACUGUACUGUAGUAAAUGUAAUAAAACAUUCUACGCUGAGAUAGGAUCAUAUAUCAGCAUUAUUAUAAACCAGGGUCAAAGGACAUAGAGCACAGUGACUUCAGAUACUGUUAAUAGCUUUUGUCCAAAGUGCUUCAAAUUAUCCUAUUUCCAGUGUCAGAAGAAUUAAAUGAUUUAAUAUCACUAAUUCUAAUGUGUCGGACUUAGUUCACUAGAUUGCUGCCCCCGUCACGAUUUACACACGUGCACAGUUUGUGAUUUGACUACUGAUCAAGUGUUCAUUAACAUACAUCAAUGUAACAUCAGUCUGUUGUUUUUUUGUUUGUGUUUUUUAUUUAUUGUUACAAAGAUGAUUUUUUGUGUAAAAUUUAUAUUAAAUCCUUACAAAGGUGUUUAAACCUUGUCUCCUUUGGUGUCACUGGUAUUUUAAAUGUAUUCCUAGUAGUGAGAUAGCUCGGCAGGAACACGUUGUAUAGAGUCAGAAAGGUCCUUGGUUUGAAUCCAGGUCCUAAACCCUAGACUUUCUCUGCUGUUGCUAAAUCAGAACACCUUAAAGGUGAAACUGGGAAUAAAUUAGUCUGAAUUCAUUGUGAUGAUAUUACACAAUAUUUAGAAAAUUAUUGUACACAUUCAACUAAUGAAUGUAUGCAUAUUUAAUUAGUGAAUGUAUGCAUAUUUAACUAGUGCGUGUAUGCAUAUUGAACUAAUGAAUGUACAGUAUGCAUAUUUAAUUAGUGAAUGUAUGCAGAUUUAACUAGUGCAUGUUUGCAUUGUAUUGUAUGCAGAUUUAACUAGUGAGUGUUUGCAUAUUAAUGUGUGCAGAUUUAUCAAAUUAAUAUAUGCAGAUUUAACAAAUGAAUAUGCAAAUUUAAUUGAUGAGUGCAUACAUGCUUAUACUGUCCUGAGAACUGAUAAGUUAUUAUUCAUUUGGCUUACAGAUUCUAGAUUACUUGGCUGCUCUAGAAAUAACAUAGAGUAACUAUGUAGAUUGGAAAUUAUUUAAAAAUAAAAUGAUUUGCAUGCAAGGUGAAUUGAUCUAGAUCUUCCAUUGAAAAAUUAACAGAAUUGCCAUAAAUAUCUUGUAAACAUGAGAAUCCGUGUAUAAUUGAUAUGGUAUUGUAUUUUGAUAGGUUAUGACCCUUUCUAUAAUGUGUACAAUUCUAUUGUGUACAGUGUAUUGUAUUAUCUAACCAAUAUAAAAGAGUGUCAAUGGGAAUGUCAGUGUGACAGUAAACAACAGAUACAUCUGUUAAAUGUUGCAGUCAAAUACAGAUCACUUUACAAUGUUGUUGUUUCUUUACAUUAAGGCAUGUCAAAAUUCUCUUCCCGGCCACUAAAACAAUGUUAUUAAGCUGCAUUUCUGAUGACAUUGGUGUUUUCCCCAUUGGUAUGGUCAGCAUUAUAUUGCCGUUGGAGGAAACAGCUUUAUGAUAAAGUUUUUCAUCUUGUUUCUAUAUUAUACAUACUAUAUUUAUAUUACAGAAUUAAUCAAUUUUAGAUAAAUGUCUCUGAUACAUUUCUGUUAUUUUUUGUGUUCUAUCAAAAUGUAUUUUAUUUCCACAAUUUUCUCUAGAAAAAAUGAAAUAGAAUAAAAUGCAUCGCAUGUUUCAAAAAGGAUUAAUAGAAGUUAACUAAUGUACUGAAUCCAGUAAAACAGAUAGAAAAUGUAUACCAUGUAUCCAAUCAAACGCAUUCAGAUUGUAAAACCGGUCUUCUUUUUUUGAAGAGAUUCCAGCGUGUUUUACCCACCUGUAAGAAGAUAAACUGAAAAACCUAAAUCUAUUAGAAAAAAACAGUGACAAUUUUAGUUAUAUCUGAAACGUAUAAUGAUCAUUCCAGCUAGAGAACUAUUUUAUUAAUUAUAUAUGUAACCUGGACGAUAUGUUGAGGAUGCCCAUUGGAUAUACCAGGACAGUAUGCUGAGCAUGCUAGUUUUAUAGCCAUAAUGGAGACCCACUCAGUUAUACCUGGACAGUAGCCUGAUCACCGGUGUGAUCUACAUGUGAUGGGUAGGUUGUAGCUGGAUUGUAUGUUUGUUCUGGGUAUGAUUUGUUAGUUAUACCUGGAUGGUAGCCUGAUCACCGGUGUGAUCUACAUGUGAUGGGUAGGUUGUAGCUGGGUUGUAAGUUUGUUCUGGGUAUGAUUUGUUAGUUAUACCUGGAGGGUAGCCUGAUCACCGGUGUGAUCUACAUGUGAUGGGUAGGUUGUAGCUGCAUUGUAAGUUUGUUCUGGGUAUGAUUGGUUAGUUAUACCUGGACGGUAGCUUGAUCACCAGUGUGAUCUGCAUGUGAUGGGUAGGUUGUAGCUGGAUUGUAAGGUUGUUCUGGGUAUGAUUUGUUAGUUAUACCUGGAGGGUAGCCUGAUCACCGGUGUGAUCUACAUGUGAUGGGCAGGUUGUAGCUGGAUUGUAAGUUUGUUCUGGGUAUGAUUUGUUAGUUAUACCUGGACGGUAGCCUGAUCACCAGUGUGAUCUGCAUGUGAUGGGUAGGUUGUAGCUGGAUUGUAAGUUUGUUCUGGGUAUGAUUGGUUAGUUAUACCUGGACGGUAGCCUGAAAAAAACAGUGACAAUUUUAGUUAUAUCUGAAACGUAUAAUGAUCAUUCCAGCUAGAGACGCAACAGAGAACUAUUUUAUUAAUUAUAUAUGUAACCUGGACGAUAUGUUGAGCAUGCUUGGUACUUAUACCAGGACAGUAUGUUGAGCAUGCUAGUUUUAUAGCCACAAUGGAGACCCACUCUUGUGAAAAUAUCUCCAUGUUAUAGUUCCUGAUUAUUACAAUCCUAAGGGUGCCUAUAUUAUCUUUGUUUAUGUAGUGAGCACCAUACCAUUCAGCAUGGAGUAUUUUUAUAUGUAUCGAUUUGUUUCUGUAAUAACUAAUAUCCCGUCAGUUUCUCUGGCGUUCAACAAAAAGAUAUUACUUCCCAUUGGUGCAUCUGUCUUUACAGAACAUGUGUUAAUUGUUUUACCAUAUUAAUUUAGUUAAUACAUAUACAGGUACAGAUUCAAUGCAAGUUAAUUAGCUGAUCAGAGUAUUGUUUGUUGAGAAUGCAAUAUUUACCAAUUAUAUAUAUUUUCCUUGUCUUGUUACCGUUUCUUUAUGAUUUUUGGUGUGUAGGGAUAGGUAAGGAUUAAUCAUCAAUGCAAUUUUUUUGGAAUAUUUUACUUUUUUUACAUGU
Mizuhopecten yessoensis (Yesso scallop) is the source of this 14569-nucleotide messenger RNA. RefSeq names its product ATP-binding cassette sub-family A member 1-like. Gene Ontology annotation, biological process: transmembrane transport; lipid transport. Gene Ontology annotation, molecular function: ATP binding; ABC-type transporter activity; lipid carrier activity. The transcript has 64 exons. The record is from RefSeq and is a predicted model, not a curated record. Gene Ontology annotation, cellular component: membrane; intracellular membrane-bounded organelle. The coding region runs from base 90 to 9656 and encodes 3188 amino acids. Lineage: Eukaryota; Metazoa; Mollusca; Bivalvia; Pectinida; Pectinidae.